Dendronephthya gigantea is the source of this 1819-nucleotide messenger RNA. RefSeq lists its product as uncharacterized. The record is from RefSeq and is a predicted model, not a curated record. Bases 87 to 1541 code for a protein of 484 amino acids. NCBI's taxonomy places the organism in Eukaryota, Metazoa, Cnidaria, Anthozoa, Malacalcyonacea, Nephtheidae. The transcript is spliced from 7 exons.
AGUUCGUUUUUUUUUCAUAAUUGACAUUAACUCAACAGCUAGGGCAAGCGUCAAAAGAUUAAGGAUUAGUGAAAUCAAUCGUGGCUAUGCAUACAGCAAACAAGCUGCGUCCAAUCGAGGAUUAUACAAUGUCUCGCAUAACAACAUUAACCGUCGUUCUUUCCAUAAUCACGAUCGCAAAUUCGCACCCAGUUGCUGAGAGAAAAUCUGUUAUGCCUGAUUUGAACAAUCCAUCAACGUUAAAAUCGAUCUCAAAAGUGAGUCAAACUAUUGGCAGUACAAUGGUAGACCUCGCACUGGACCAUUUCCUUCCAACCAAUUCCUUUACUCUUACCAUAACAAACAACAUGGUUAAACGCCGUUUGAUCGACCCGAGAAUUUACAUCGAUAACGGCCACGCAGUCACCCCUCCACCCUUCAUGAUCCCGGCUACCCCCAAACCCUUUGGUGGGGAAAGGCAGAUUGCCCUCUUGGAAAACGACCCGGCUGGUGUCUUGUGCUACGGUAAUGAACCAAUAGCUGGGCAACAACCAAGACCACCAGUUGUCGACACCUGCGUCAUUUUCAGGGCGAAAAAGAAAUACUAUGCCAUUUACAGCCAAAAUGGAAAAAUGACGAGCGAGCAAAUGAAGAAAUUGUACAGCGAUUUCACGAAUAAGAAAGUCACUUCCAUUAUCCCUACAAAAAACACUUAUGGCGGUUUCCUUUUCACCGAUUAUAAACUGUUUCAAGUUAUCGCUCAGAUGACUUCUGGUAAAGAAAAUUUGCAGUUGCAUUUUGAGGUGCUGGACACUGUCACAAGUGUUCAGGAGGCGUUGCAAAAAAGAGUUGUCACGUCAAUUGUUGGUGGUCUCGUCCUCGGUGGACUUUCUUCGCUGGCGACUUUUGCAUUCAACAGAAUCACUGCAGACGUCGGGACAACCCUGGUUUUAGAGAACGCUUCGACUGAAGACAAGCCUUUCAAUUUAAUUGACCCAAAAUGGGAAACCAAUGGAGUUGAUCUUCACGACAUCAUUCCCUGGCGUAUUGGCCCGAACGAGAGGUCGGAAAUGACAUUGGUUGGACCGUUUGCUUCUGGAAACACGUUCCAACGAUCCGCCAUCGCUCUCUCGUUCAAAAUACAAGGAAGGGACGAUCGAAUCGUCUUCACAAUCUGGUGGCCUUUGAAAGCCAACUUCUUUAAGAAAGAUUUGAAUUCGUAUUCCGUCUCUUUGGUCAAUACUGAAAAAAGUAACGAGGAAGCGUUGAGAAGUUAUCUGAAACGUCUUGUCGAACUAGCAGACAAAAAUCCCGACCAGUUUCCUACACCUGUGAUUGCAGCCGAUGUCUUUCAACAAUAUCGAUUAUGGAAAUUUCCUAUGCCCAACUCUGUGAACGGGAAAGUUGAAAACGUCUUGAACGUUCUUACGAACAUGGGCGAUGGACGGAAGAACGGAAUGGCGGUUAAGCUCUACCCGAAACCAGCGCCAAAAAAUCCGUCCGAAGAUAUUCGACCACUAAGCAUUUACACUGGCGAUCCGAAUGACAUCCCACCAGCAUAACGUAACUAUGGAGAGUUGAUGGCAAAGGCUUGUAUAUUAUGAAAUGUUGACACUCACGCAUGCGUAUACCCUGAUAUACAAGUGAAAUAAAUAACAGCAAGAAAAUAUAUAUUAAAUUAUAUAGAUUUGAACCCGGUGAUAAGGCCGUUUGUUCUAGCACUUGCACAAAUUAUAUCUCUCAAAAACUGAUUUUUAUAUCUGAAAACAUAAGCGGUCUUGGCGCAUGAACUUCGCUGAGUAAUUGAGCCCGUUAUACAACAGGCUGGUUAACAUUGAAC